Molecule: messenger RNA, 3191 nt
Organism: Lathyrus oleraceus (garden pea)
Lineage: Eukaryota; Viridiplantae; Streptophyta; Magnoliopsida; Fabales; Fabaceae
Product: probable NOT transcription complex subunit VIP2
Exons: 15
Coding region: 472-2457 (661 amino acids)
Biological process (GO): regulation of DNA-templated transcription
Cellular component (GO): CCR4-NOT core complex
Source: RefSeq, a predicted model, not a curated record
UCCAUUUGAAUUAUUGAAGAAAUGGGCCCAAAAUAAAGGGGUAGCCCAAUUUUAAAUCACUUUCCAGUGUCUACCCUAAUUUCCUCAUCGCGUUUACUUUUCGCCACCGCACCUCAGACCAACCAGAUCAUUUCUUCCAUCUCCGAUCAGCUCAACGCUUUCCCGACUCCGUUUUCCGGUAACGAUUCAACAUACAGUGUAAUUGUCCCAAACUUCCAGUUUUUCUGGUCUGAAAGUCGUCGGAGGCCGGGGUUUCGGGAUUCCCCAUCGCAAAUUAGGGGAAUCAGAUUACGCAAACCGAGACAAAAUUCAGUUUCCAAAUUCUCGUAUCAGAUCGAUCCAUUCACCUUUUUCGUGAUCUUCCUCUCGCGAUCGCAAGUGUGAAGUUGGUGAUUGGUUUCAAGGAGAAGACUCUACACACUGUUCUUGUCGCGGGGAUGAAUUGUUGCCUGAUCUGUUGAAAUUCCUGCAAUGUCCGGUUUACUUAAUUCUUCUCUGAACGGAUCUGCUUCAAAUCUUCCAGACGGUGCUGGGCGUUCUUUUACUACAUCAUUCUCUAGUCAGUCUGGUGCAGCCUCGCCAAUUUAUCAGCACACUGGAGGUAUUCAGGGGUUGCACAACAUGCACGGGAGCUUUAACAUUCCUAACAUGCCUAGUACACUUACAUCAAGAAACUCAUCAUUAAACAGCAUGCCAUCUGGAGCAGUUCAGCAACCUACAUCAAGUCUUUCUAGUGGAAGAUUUUCAUCAAAUAAUCUACCUGCUGCUCUGUCACAGCUAUCUCAUGGAAGCUCUCACGGACAUUCAGGAGUCAACAGUAGAGGAGGUAUAAGUGUUGUAGGAAAUCCUGGAUUUAAUAGUAACACAAAUGGAGUUGCUGGUUCUAUUCCUGGGAUUCUUCCAACUUCUGCUGCAAUUGGUAACCGUAAUGCUGUUCCAGGAUUGGGAGUAUCCCCAAUUUUGGGAAAUGCAGGUCCGAGGAUAACAAGUUCGAUGGGGAACAUGGUUGCUGGGGGAAACAUUGGGAGGAUAAGCUCUGGAGGAUUGUCCAUUCCUGGUCUUGCUUCACGUCUAAAUUUAAAUGGAAGCAGCGGAUCUGGCGGCUUAGGCGUGCAAGGACAAAAUCGAUUGAUGAGUGGCGUGCUUCCUCAAGGAUCUCCUCAGGUAAUUUCAAUGCUAGGAAAUUCUUAUCCAAGUGCUGGAGGUCCACUUUCACAAAGCCAUAUUCAAGCAGUACAUCACUUGAACUCUAUGGGAAUGUUGAAUGACUUGAAUUCCAGUGACAGUUCACCCUUUGACCUCAAUGACUUCCCUCAACUAUCAAGUCGUCCUAGUUCUGCUGGAGGGCCUCAAGGACAGUUGGGCUCUUUACGAAAACAGGGUCUUAGUCCUAUUGUACAACAAAACCAAGAGUUUAGCAUUCAAAAUGAAGACUUCCCAGCUUUACCAGGAUACAAAGGUGGUAAUGGAGAGUUUACUAUGGAUAUGCAUCAGAAAGAACAACUUCAUGACAAUGCUAUGUCAAUGAUGCAGUCACAGCAUUUCUCCAUGGGGAGGUCUGCCGGUUUCAGCUUGGGAGGAUCUUAUUCAUCACAUCGUACUCAACAGCAACAGCAGCAUACUCCUUCUGCCAGUAACAGUGGUGUCUCUUUUUCAUCUGUGAACAAUCAAGAUCUUCAUCUGCAUGGGUCGGACGUUUUUCCGUCUCCAAACUCUACGUAUCAUUCACAGACCAGCGGACCUCCUGGCAUUGGAUUAAGGCCACUAAAUUCUCCAAAUAAUGUUUCUGGUACGGGUUCAUAUGACCAGCUCAUCCAGCAGUAUCAACAGCACCAGAAUCAGUCCCAAUUUCGCCUUCAGCAAAUGUCAGCUGUAAAUCAGACCUUUAGGGAUCAUGGCAUGAAGUCUAUGCAAACUGCACAACCAGCUCCUGAUCCAUUUGGUUUGCUUGGCUUGUUAAGUGUAAUCAGGAUGAGUGAUCCUGAUCUGACAUCUCUUGCUCUUGGAAUUGAUCUUACAACACUCGGAUUAAAUUUGAAUUCAUCAGAAAAUCUUCACAAGACUUUUGGGUCUCCUUGGUCAGAGGAACCAGCUAAGGGUGAUCCAGAGUUUAGUGUGCUUCAAUGUUAUUAUGCUAAACCACCUCCUGCCCUACACCAAGGGUAUUUUGCAAAGUUUACUUUGGAUACAUUGUUUUACAUAUUUUACAGCAUGCCUAAAGACGAAGCACAACUAUAUGCAGCGAAUGAACUGUACAAACGAGGCUGGUUUUAUCAUAAAGAGCAUCGCAUGUGGUAUAUAAGAGUGCCUAACAUGGAGCCGCUUGUCAAAACAAACACAUAUGAGAGAGGAUCUUACCACUGUUUUGAUCCAAGCACUUUUGAAACUGUCCGGAGGGAUAAUUUUGUUCUUCAUUAUGAAAUGGUGGAAAAGAGACCGUCUUUACCGCAACAUUAAGGAGCACAUAGCAAACCUUCAGUUUUUGCAGAACAUGAAAACUGCAGAACAAUGAUCUUUAGCAGUAAUGAAAUUGAACAGGUGCUUCUGUCAAUGCCUGAAUCUUGUGAUAAAAGCUCGGGGAAUCUUUGUGUUUUGUUUUGUUGAUCUUUUAGAUUCUGACAGCAGCUGAAGGAACUCCAAUCAAUGGCCAUGGUCUGUAAAUUUUAUAAAAGAUAGGGCCUGUAUGACUUAUCAAAGGAGGGAUGAGUACAACAUGCAAAAUAAUUAACCGACCCGAAGAAACACAAGGGGUCAUUGUGAGCGAGGGAUACACCAUCUUGCAAUCUCAAGACUUUUAGACGUUGGAAUAGUCCGCGCAACCCAAGGGCGUUUUCGAGUCCAUCUUAGUGAAACGUGGUAUGUGGAUGAUAUGUGUUGACUAUUGGGCUUUGAACAAGGCGACUAUUUCAGUUAAGUUUUCCAUUCCCUUCAUGGAAGAUUUGUUGGAUGAGCUCCAGAGAGUGUUUUUUUCUCAAAAAAUAUCCUCAAAUCCGGGGUAUCAGAAGAAGUACACAACUGUAUUUCAGACCCAUGAAAGACAUUACGAAUGAUGUUUUUAAGCAUCUUUUGCGUAAGCUUGUGAUUGUUUUUUAAUGAUAUACUAGUGUAUAAUACUACUAAGAGGGACAUAUGCUACACCCGAGUAAAGUCCUGCAAAUUCUCUUGAAUAAAAAAUUGGUUGCAAGCCAAAA